UUAGAAGUCAGUCAGACUGAAGAAGUGAAUCUGCUGAACCUGCAGGAAGAAAAGACGACAGGAAGACAGAUUUCACAAGCUGCAGAAGAGAAGCAACCAUCGACAAAUUCAGACCCAAUAUCUGACAGAUCAACUCCUGAUACCAGAGGUUUGACCAGAACACUGAGAGGGAAUGUCUACAGAACGCUGACAGAACAUCUGGACAACACAGAGAGAACAUCUGGCUGAGUCCUGAAGAAUCCACUGAGUUGGUUUCAUCUGUUUGAUGAUCAGGAUUCUGAUUGCCACCGCUUCUCCUCGUUGGUUCUUCAGCCCGGCUCUUCAGCAGCUGAUUGGUUCUCCAGAGGAAGAUGGCCAUCAGCUCACCCAAAGACAAGUACGGUGGCGUGUGGUUGAUCUUCUUCAUGCUCGGGUUGGGAACGUUGCUGCCAUGGAACUUCUUCAUGACUGCGACUGUGUACUUCACCGGCCGUCUGAAGGACUCCUCAUUGGAUGUUUCUUCAGCCAAUCAGACGGAGGCAGCAGGUGAGCAGCGCAGUGUCUUGGAGGCCAAAUUCAACAACGUGAUGACGCUGUGCGCGAUGCUGCCGCUGCUGCUCUGCACCUGCCUCAACUCCUUCCUCCACUCGCUUAUUCCUCAGCGUCUGCGGGUGAUGGGCAGUCUGCUUGUGAUCAUGUUCGUCUUCGCCGUCACCGCCGUCCUUGUCAAAGUUCCUCUGGAGCCGCUGCCCUUCUUCUCCGUUACCAUGGUGAAGAUCGUCAUCAUCAACUCCUUUGGAGCCGUGCUACAGGGCAGUCUUUUCGGGAUGGCUGGGUUGCUGCCGGCUUCCUAUACGACUCCCAUCAUGAGCGGUCAGGGACUCGCCGGAACCUUCGCUGCCUUCGCCAUGAUCUGCGCCAUCGCAAGUGGAUCUGAGAUGCAGGAAGCUGCCUUCGGUUAUUUCAUCACCGCCUGUGCAGUGAUCUUUCUCUCAGUGUUGUCCUACAUCCUGCUGCCCAGACUGGAGUUCUUCCAGUUUUAUCAGGAGAGAAACCAGAAGCAGACGACAUCAGAUGAGGAGCAGAACUCAGUGAGUCUGAUGAACCGAGAGAAUAAAGACGAAGCUGCUGACCAGAAGAUACAGGACGUCUCCAUGAUGAACAUCUUUAAGAAGAUCUGGAUUCUGGCACUGUCGGUCUGCUUCACCUUCACCAUCACCAUCGGCACGUUUCCUGCCAUCACGGCUGACACUCAGUCCACCCUCGCUGACGUCGGCAGCUGGGACCUCUACUUCAUCCCAGUCAGCUGUUUCCUGCUCUUCAACCUGUCUGACUGGGGAGGGCGGAGCUUAACAGCCAUCUGUAUGUGGCCAGGAAAACACAGCAGGAUUCUUCCGGUGCUCAUCUUGUGUCGUCUAGCCUUCGUUCCACUCUUCAUGUUGUGCAACGUCCAACCUCGUCUCCACCUGCCCAUCUUUUUCCACCAUGAUGGUUUCUUCAUCGUCUUCAUGAUCCUCUUCGCCUUCACUAAUGGAUACCUGGCCAGCCUCUGCAUGUGCUACGGCCCAAAGAAUGUUCUUCCUCACGAGGCAGAAACAGCCGGAGCCAUCAUGGCCUUCUUCCUGUCUCUGGGUCUGGCUCUGGGAGCUGCUCUGUCCUUCCUCCUCAGAGCUCUGGUCUAACUGGGAAAGACCAGACUCAUACUGGUCUAACUGGGAAAGACCAGACUUAUACUGGUCUAACUAGGAAAGAUCAUACUGGUCUAACUGGGAAACCUCCUUUUUCCACUGGUCUAACUGGGAAACCUCCUUUUUCCAGUGGUCUAACUGGGAACAUGAGACUAUGAGCUUUUGAAAACAAACACAUUAUUCAUUGCUGCUCUAACUGAGAAACUUCCUCUUUGUGACUGGACUCAGCCAGUUCCUUACUGGUCUGACUAGGAGGAACUUACUGGUGCACCUGUCAGACCUCCAGAUGAUGAACCACCACUACAUCCAUUUUUUCUGCUUCAAAAUGAACAUGAAACUCUGACAGCUUUGUACAGCAAAUGGUCACUUUAGUUUUUAUUUUGAUGAUGCUAGUGUGACAGGAAGUUGUGUGCGGUUUUUCAAACUAUCUACAGUAAACAUUAACCGGUAAAUCCUGAAAUAUUGAAUAUUUAUAGAGACGUACGGAUAUAGGACAGAUUCUAGCCAACUGACAGCAGAACGAGAACUGAUCAAACAACCAACAACUUCUGCUGAUGUUUUACCUCCUGAAAUAUUCAGUCAGAAGUUGGAUGUUUCUUGGGUUUGAUGUUUUUAAAGAUCAAGUUGUGUUUUUGGUUUCAUGUCUAAGAACAAAAGAGAAACAUCUGAUUCUGUGAAACACAUUCAGCCCUUAUUACAUCGCAGCUUUAUUCCUGUUUAUUAAAUGUGAGAAAAUUCCAUAUCUGUGGAAACAUGGAGCUAAACAUGGAACUUUUUUUCCUCUGAGGAAACUCUAUCUUUAGGGUGACAUUCUGUGUUGUUUUACAGCUGUAAAUAUUCAUUUCAUGUCAGACUUUUCUCACCCGCCUGACUCAGGUGUUUUCUGUAAUAAACAUGAGCUGUAUUGUUUUCA
Messenger RNA from Amphiprion ocellaris (clown anemonefish), 2580 nucleotides. RefSeq names its product equilibrative nucleoside transporter 1-like. Gene Ontology annotation, molecular function: nucleoside transmembrane transporter activity. Gene Ontology annotation, biological process: uridine transmembrane transport; nucleoside transmembrane transport. Lineage: Eukaryota; Metazoa; Chordata; Actinopteri; Pomacentridae. The transcript is spliced from 13 exons. The record is from RefSeq and is a predicted model, not a curated record. Bases 351 to 1661 code for a protein of 436 amino acids. Gene Ontology annotation, cellular component: plasma membrane.